CUACGAGCAUGCGAUGCAUCGCGCGAAUCCGAAUACAACACUCCUUCCUCAUCCUACGCUGUACAGUCCUCCUCCGGUGACGCUGGCCGGGUACCUGCUGCGUGGCCGGUGAUCUGUCAAUGCCAACGCGACGGCCACGUGCGCGUUUGCAUCUUGCGCGGGCAAUCAGACGACGCGCGGUAAACCGCCAUGGACCCAGCCCCCAGAAGUAGGCGGAGCCGCAACAGAGAAGAAGAAGAUGCUCCCGAGGCUGGGGACCGCCAGCGAGAUGAACGGGGCACUUAUACGAUUCGCGCCGUGACCCCCGAGUUACCAGAGGACACGAUGACGCCCGUCUCUCCGCGCUCCAACAGCAUCUCGUCCCGCACCAGCGCCAGCAACCCGCGCAGCUUAGUCGCUCGCGCAAACUCGAACAACGAUGCCGAAUACGCUCUCCGCAAUGUCAAAGAUCCGCAGAACCGCCCGCGCACACGCACAAUGGAGGAACGCUCGACGCGGGACAAGAGUCCCCCCAACCUCUUCGUCGCCAGCAGACACCGGAUAGGCUCUGUGCAUAGCACUGCAUCGUCGACCUUCCAGAGUAUCGAAGAAUCAGUCGUGACAUCCAUCGGGCACCCUUCGACCAUCUCGCCCACGACCCACCAGCCCCCACCGCGUACGACAAGUUCCACGAGCCGAAGUCGUCUCCUCAAGCAGCCCCGCGCAUCGUCGCCUGAGAGAUCUGGUAACCUCUCUCCCAAUGCACAGCAGCCGGACUCGUGGGUGUCGCCAGUGCCAGCGUCAGAUGCCCGGAAGAUCUUCAAACUGAUGCGCGCCACAAAGGGGAAAAUGCAAGGCAUGUUGGCAUUCAGACGGGGCGAGUCGAGUCCUUGGUCGCUUUCCUACUGCUAUAUCAACGAGGAGGCCGGAAGUCUGGUGUAUGAGCCCAAAAGCGACAACUCGUACCACCGCACCCUGAUCCCAGAUCUGCGGGGCUGUCGUGUGAAGAGCGCAUACGAUGCCGAAGCCUACACUGCCUAUAUCCACGUCGUGGGCCACAAUUCGAAACUGGAAGUGUAUCUGCGUCCGCCCACGCAAGAAGAGUUCGACUCUUGGUUUGCGGCGUUGAUGUGUUGGCAACCGAUCCGUCCCAAAGGCAUUCACAACAAGAUGGCCAAGCCGCAGACGCCUCUAGUAGCGGAAAGACGCUUGGCAGACAGCAGACGACACUCGGAGGUAUCACUGUUGAAAGAGGCACCGAUCAUCAAGGUCGGCAAAAUGAUUUAUUGGGACACCAGUGUGACGUACAGCAACACCGGCACGCCAAAAUCUGGACACUCGCGGCCACAAGCGUACCGUAUACAGAGUCACGGAUCGCGACGCUGGCGGCGAGUGUCUUGUACGCUCAGAGAGAAUGGUGAACUCAAACUGUACUCCGAUACAGACGUUACGUUGGUGUCCGUUGUACAACUAUCUCAGCUUUCGCGUUGCGCCGUCCAGCGUUUGGAUCCGUCCGUUUUGGAUAACGAGUUCUGCAUCGCCAUUUACCCGCAAUAUACGUCUACAUCUACGUCGCUAUCAUUGCUGCGACCCAUCUUUUUGUCGCUAGAGUCACGCGUACUAUACGAGGUCUGGAUAGUUCUGUUGCGCGCUUUCACUAUACCACAGCUAUACGGUCCGAAGCAGCCUGCAUUGAGUGAGCUGAACGAGGAGGGUAUAAUGUCGCCAACUUUUGGCACCAAAGAUAUGUUCCGCAUGGAGAGGUCGCUGUUUGUGCGCGUUAUCGAAGCAAGACUGAUGCCACCCAUCAGUCCAAAGGUUGCCGACAUGCACCAUACCUCCCAGAGGCCUGGAUCUUCGAAUGCCACCAAUGCCGGAGGCUACUAUGUCGAGGUUCUCCUGGACGGAGAAACUAGAGCGCGAACGAUGGUCAAGAUGGAGGGCAACACGCCAUUCUGGCGAGAGGAAUUCGAAUUUCUCGAUCUCCCUGCUGUCUUAUCGACAGCAUCGCUACUUUUGAAAAAGAGACCUCCCAGCUCGCGUGGCGACAAGCAUGGCCACGAAGCGCCGACAGCUUCAGAUUCGUUUGCCUCUGAUGCUGGAGGCGGCUUCACCGGUAUAUCUUUUGAUCAGACGUGUGGCAAAACCGACGUAUAUCUUGAUGAUCUGGGUCCAAACCAGGAGACGGAAAAGUGGUGGCCUCUUGUUAACAUGUACGGAAACAGUGUUGGGGAGGUGCUUGUGAAAGUCAGCACGGAAGAGUGCGUUAUUCUCAUGGCUCGUGACUACCAGCCCAUGUCGGAGCUCUUACAUCGCUUCUCGAAUGGCCUUACCCUCCAGUUAGCCCAAAUGGUACCGAACGAGCUCAAGAGACUAUCCGAGUACCUCUUGAAUAUCUUCCAAGUGUCCGGCCAGGCUGGCGAUUGGAUCAUGGCUUUGGUGGAAGAAGAGAUUGAUGGCACGCUCAAAGAGUCUCCAGCUACACGACUUCGCUUCAGCAAACGACUCGGGUCCAGCGAGUCCAACGAAACACACUUCGGAUCGAACAGUGACCGGGAGCUGUUCGUCAGAGACAUGAAUAACAACGCCAAGCUGGAGGCAAACUUGCUAUUUCGCGGGAACACACUGUUGACCAAAUCACUCGACUUCCAUAUGAAGCGCCUGGGCAAGGAGUACCUCGAAGAGACCUUGAGUGAUAAGCUAAGAGAGAUCAACGAGAAGGAUCCCGAGUGUGAGGUGGACCCCAACAAGGUGUCAUCUCAGCACGAAUUGGACCGGAACUGGCGACGGCUGAUCAACCUUACGGAAGACCUAUGGCGAGCGAUAUACAACUCAGUCUCUCGGUGCCCGCAAGAGCUAAGGUUGAUCUUCCGACAUAUCCGCGCUUGCGCUGAAGACCGCUUCGGUGACUUUUUGAGGACUGUUCAGUACAGCAGUGUAUCAGGUUUUUUGUUUUUACGAUUUUUCGUGCCUGCCGUCCUCAACCCGAAGCUCUUCGGCUUACUAAAAGAUCACCCCAAACCACGAGCCAGACGGGCACUGACCCUCAUCGCGAAAUCUCUCCAGGGUCUGGCGAAUAUGACCUCGUUCGGGACCAAAGAGGCGUGGAUGGAGCCAAUGAACGCAUUCUUGACAACCCAUCGUCAGGAGUUUAAGUCAUACCUAGACAACAUCUGCUCAAUAUCUUCGAUGGCGUCGCCUUCGCCUCCAAUACCUCCUUCUUACAGCACGCCGCUCGCCAUACUCCAGCGACUUCCACCAACAUCCCGAGAGGGCUUCCCAUCGUUGCCUUACCUCGUUGAUCAUGCUCGUAACUUUGCUGCGCUUGUCGAUCUCUGGCUAGAGAACACAAAGAGCACUGCACCGAGUAUCGAAACCACCGACGGUGACUUGCUCAAGUUCCACCAGAUCUGUGUUGUGCUCAAAGAACGCACGUCGGACUGUCUAAAUCGCGCCGAACGUGCGGAGCGACCUUCGUCAUCUCUGAGCGUCAAAUGGGAAGAAUUGGUGGAGCAGCUGCAAGGCUCUGCGAGUUUCGAUUCGGGCAGAGGCGCUGCAACCAAGAACAGAGUAGCCACAAAAGACGAUGGUAGGGAGAGCCUACCAACCUCGCCAGGUACCGUUGACGAGCAGACAUCUUCAUCCUCGACAAGCACGCCAGUUACCAUGAAGCCUGUAAGAAUUCCACGGACGCGCCACCAGCAACACCCAAGCAUCUCGGCUUCGGCCAGCUCUCUCACCAGCACUGCUUCAAACACGGUCAACAGUCCGUUUGCCGCACCAAAAGUUCCUCGCAACGCUGGCUAUGCUCCCUCACUGCCCGACUCGAUCUCACAGUCGGCGUCUACCAAUGCCUCCGCGUCUGCCUCUGCUACCGAAGAAACGCCCCCGGGCUCAAGCGACGGCCUCCACAUGGCGCCACCCCCUUCCUACCCCCAGACCCGUGCGAAUCCAUCUGCCCCAGCGGGCUCCUUUGGCUACGCGAAUCCGAAUGCUCAAAUCAACGCCUCCGCGCUCGCGAACUCAGGCGCCUUCUCCCAACCUCCCCGCAGUGCGGGUGGUCACAGCGUCGAAAAUUCGGACGCAGGCAGCAUGCUCGAAGAAGAAUACACUACCGCACUACCCGCCUUCUCCAAGGAUAAAGAUAUCAAGGAGAAGAAAGACCGGUCCGGCUUCCGUGGCGUGCUUCCUUUCCAGCGCAAGCGCAAAGACAAGGAAAAGGGUAAAGAUAAAGAGAAGGAGCAUCAGCGGGACAGGAGCCCGGAGCGGAACGACCAUGGUGCUGGAAGAGGUGGAGGUAGCGCGCUGGGUGAAUAUGCGAGCCAUAGCAGCCUUAGGGGACGAGCCGGGGCUGAGGCUGCCGAUUUCUGACUAGAUGGUUGGUUUACCGGGCGGUAUAUUUCUAAAGGGGACAAAGAAAGAGCGAAGAGUCUGACGGAGAAGGAGCUGAGGAGGAGGAAGAGUGCGAGUGAGCUGUAGAGCUCGCGCACAGGGGUCGACCGACAUCCUUUUGCCGUGA
Molecule: messenger RNA, 4498 nt
Organism: Paraphaeosphaeria sporulosa
Lineage: Eukaryota; Fungi; Ascomycota; Dothideomycetes; Pleosporales; Didymosphaeriaceae
Exons: 2
Coding region: 190-4350 (1386 amino acids)
Biological process (GO): regulation of GTPase activity
Source: RefSeq, a predicted model, not a curated record